Zingiber officinale is the source of this 1801-nucleotide messenger RNA. Its product is annotated as putative F-box protein At4g22180. The transcript is spliced from 2 exons. Bases 35 to 1351 code for a protein of 438 amino acids. Gene Ontology annotation, molecular function: protein binding. The record is from RefSeq and is a predicted model, not a curated record. NCBI's taxonomy places the organism in Eukaryota, Viridiplantae, Streptophyta, Magnoliopsida, Zingiberales, Zingiberaceae.
ACAUGACCAUCAACAUCUAUUCUCCUCUCCUCCCAUGGCUGACGGCAGCGGCGGCUGGGCUGGUCUCCCCCUGGAUGUCUUCUCCCUCAUCUUCUCCAAACUCUCCCUUCCUCAAUUUCUCCGCUCGGCCGCCGUCUGUGGUUCGUGGUCGGCUGCCGUCCGCGAUCUGUCCACGCGCGGAAGCUACUUUAAGUUCCGCGGGCAGAGCCCCUGGCUCGUGCUUAACGACAAUCCCCGCGGCGACCCAUCCGCCAUCACUUUCUACGCCUUGGACGAGCGAAGGGAGUACACCGUCCUGGUCCCGGAGCCUCCCAUAAGCGACCGACUCUUUAUCGGCUCCGCUCACGGUUGGGUCAUGACGAUCGACGUCCGCCUCCGGGUGCAACUGCUGAACCCGAUCACCGGCGCGCAGAUCGACCUCCCCCGCGUCCUCCCCUCCGAGGACACCCAUCCCAUCCGCGACACUGCAGGGCGCCUAAUCGGCUUCAGGAUGCCGAAAACAGUGAGGGAAGAGCAUCAGCUCAAAGCAAUUCUUUCUGCUGAUCCGUCGCUCGGAGAUGGCUACACCGUCGCGCUCAUCCAAUAUUCUUACAGGAGAAUCUUUUUUACCCGCUCCGGCGACGAGAAAUGGUUCGAGCUAAGGAAAUCCAUUUUAGUUGAAAAUAUGGUCUUUCAUAAAGGUAAACUGUAUAUGAGCACACUUUCAGAAGUGUAUGUUUGUGAUCUCGACGAGGCCCAAAUUGAACAUGGCGAAAUGCCCAGAUUUAGAGUGGUCGAUCGAGCACUACAUCCUUACGACCUACACUACUUGCUUGAGACUCCUCGAGGGGAUCUUUUGAGUAUUUGGAGGGAGAGAAAUCAAAAUCUUUCCAAGACCAUGUCUGUCAAGGUUCACAGGGUGAUAGAUGAUGAGGAGAGGCCAAGUAAAAGACUAGAAAAAACGAUGGACUUGGGAGAGGAGUUUAUUAUCUCCUUAGGCGACAGCAGGGUGGUGGUGGAUAAUGAGAGUCUAAGUAUCAGAGUAGAAGCCAAGGACUUGGGAGACUUGAUCAUCUUCAUCUUCUUAGGCGGCGGCGACGCACUUUGCCUUUCUGCUUGUGAUUUUCCACAUUUGAAGCCUCAUUCUAUAUAUUUUACAGAUGACAAUACAGAUGACGAUAUAAUUUCAAAUCGAUUCCUUUACUAUCUGCAAAAUCAAAUAUUUUCUGCUUUCCUUCUGCCAAUGUACCUUCGGCCAAUGUUUUCGGAACGAAAUUGGUUCAGAAAAAUUCUGAAUUGUGGGAUUUCCUUUAGCAUCGACAAGACUUCCGUCAGAUUAUAUUGGCAGCCUCCCUCAAGCUCCAUUAAUUAGAAGACAUUACGAGCAAACAUUCGAUUGAUGAUGCUACAAAUCUUCAUUCCACGAGAGCAUUUGGUUAAAGAUCAUCAGAUGAAAGUUUUAAGCCGUCAACAUUUGGAAAAGUUUUUCAUGCACCACACUUGUAUUUAUGUUCAGAGAAGAAUGAAUCACAAUGAGAGGACACUGGGUAAUAUGAUCAGUACGAGAGAUAAUGUUGAGGUGGGCAUUGAAUAGUGCAUCCUGGCCUAGAGAAGAGAACCCACCACCACUGCACACUGCACUUCCAGUUAUGUUCAUGAAUCACCAUCACUCCAUCAGCUAGCUGAUAUUGUGAUUCCUUGUUUUUUGGUAACGUUGCACCUGUGUUAUUCUAUAUUUUCCUAUGUUUGUUUUGGUGUCCUGUCAUAAUUUGAACAAAUUUUAAAGUUUCCCAUUUGUGAUGCUCAUCGUAUUGUUAACCUA